AUGACUGGCCUCAUACAGCCAUUUCGAAUUUCUGUGUGGUGCUUAAUGUUGUGUGCCAUCACAGAAUGGGUGAUGAUAUCCACUUCAGCAAUAGCGACUUCUCAUCGUCCCCAAACAGACAUAUCCGCGUGCAAACUAGCCGCGAAUAGCGAUGUCUAUCUCAGCGCCGGGUUUGGAUAUGAACUUAACUGUGCUCCCAGCACUGGGACGUUAAACGCUUUCAUGAUAUUUGUCGAUUUCGACGAUGAACAAGCCAUCGAGACCCCGCAGAGUCUGCACGACUUUUUCUUGCCAGCGGCGGCGGAAUGGUACGCUACGUCGUCAUACGGCGCGUUGACGCUGAACGUGACCGCAGACACGUCGCGCUUCUACCGCAUGCCGGCCACCGCGGCGUCAUACGGAUGGGCGCGCGGUCUGAGUUACGAAACCCACGAGAAGUAUAUCCAAGACGCGCUAGAUGCGUAUAACCAGACCAUCCCACCGACGGACGUGCUGUACGUCGUUCCAACUGCCAACGCUGCUGCCAUCUCAUUCUCGCCCACUUUCAUGGGAGAUGUGCAGACGCGCGCUGGAGUAUACGUCGCUAAGAAGUCGGUGACCUUCGGUUUAGACGCGUACAAGACCUGGAAAUAUCUCGUUUUAAACCACGAGACGGGCCAUACGAUGUGUUUGCCCGACUACUACCCCUUUAAUGGGAGCGCGACGGGCUUGUUCAUAGGCGGUUGGGACUUGAUGGGGCUUAUUAGUGGACCGAGCCCGGAUUACUUUGCGUGGGACAAGUGGCGAUUGGGGUGGCUGUCGGAUGAGCAGAUCGAUUGUAUCGCUGAGACGGGCUCAACUACUCAUAUGUUGACGCCGCUUGAGCAGACAGGAGGUUCAAAGGCCGUGGUUAUCAAGCACAAUAGCACAGAUGUGCUGGUGGCGGAGUUACGAUCAACGAACGGUCUUGAUUCAGCGUCAUGCUCGACAGGUGUGCUCCUUUACACUGUCUCGACGAUUACUGCGACGGGAGAUGGCCCCGUUCGCGUAUUAGACGCAACGCCUGGAUCGAACGGCUGCGCAGGAGACGAGUUAAACGAUGCUCCGCUGUCCCUAAAGGGCACGAACUCAUAUACCGUCUCAGAGUGGGGCAUCAAGGUUACAAUUGUGGAUGAAUCAAGCGAUGGGACUGAGAUCAGGGUUGACGUCUCAUAA
This is a messenger RNA of Annulohypoxylon truncatum, 1194 nucleotides long. RefSeq names its product M6 metalloprotease. The coding region runs from base 1 to 1194 and encodes 397 amino acids. Gene Ontology annotation, biological process: proteolysis. The record is from RefSeq and is a predicted model, not a curated record. The transcript has 2 exons. Lineage: Eukaryota; Fungi; Ascomycota; Sordariomycetes; Xylariales; Hypoxylaceae. Gene Ontology annotation, molecular function: peptidase activity.